AUGCUCCGCGGCCAGACCCUCCCCUGGAGAGCUGCGCUCCAGCAGACACCUCGCGCAUUUCUCCGGAAGCACCCCUUGUUGACCCCAAGGUACAAUGCAAACGUUCGAUCAGCAUUAAGCGCCGGCUACCUCAGUCGUGCGACUCCCUCGGUUCCCCGCAUGUUCUCGUCCAGUCCCAUCCACCGAAAAGACAAACCGCCACCAGAGGAUCCGAAAGAUGAGGAAGUGCAGAACGAGGAGGAGGGUGCAGCCGGGGAGACACAGGAUACCGACCUGCCCCCAGAGGCCCGCAAGAAAGCUGGCGAUUCAGGGAAGAAUGCUGCUGAGCAGGGUUCUUCACGGCGGAAAGACAAGUUAGCCAACGAAAAAGAACAGCGCGCAUUAGAGGAAGAAGAAAAGAAAAGCACGAGUGCAAAUGAAGGCAAAGGCGACUCAAACCAAAGCCCAUCGCCCAUACCACCAAGCGGUGGCGGCUCCGAUCCAAAGCCUAGCUCCGCAGCUGGCAGCGGCAGCGGUGGAAAUGAUGAUGGCGGCAAAAAAGGCAAGAGGGGAUCAUCUGAGAAGUCAUUGCAAAAGCCCGCUGUCCCAGAUGUGUAUCCACAGGUCAUGGCCAUUCCUAUUGCGAAGCGUCCGCUGUUCCCCGGAUUUUAUAAAGCGAUUACUAUUCGUGACCCGAGUGUUGCUGUUGCGAUCCAGGAAAUGAUGAAGCGUGGUCAGCCAUAUGUCGGAGCGUUCUUAUUCAAGGACGACCAAGCUGAUGGUGAUGUGAUUGAGAAUUUGGAUGAUGUGUACGAAACUGGUGUAUUCGCUCAAAUUACUGCGGCCUACCCUCUCCGCGGCGAGGCAAGCGGUGUGACGGCUGUCCUAUACCCCCACCGCCGUAUCAAGAUCUCGUCCCUUCUUCCACCCAGUGAGACCACCAAGGGAGCUCCUACUGAGGAGAGGACAGAAAAGCGAGGCGAUGUCGUGGCUAGUUUUGAGGAGGGCGCUGCGGAGCUUGUGUCAAAGGAUCACUAUGAGCCUACCUCUUUCCUCAAGAAGUAUCCGGUCAGCUUGGUCAACGUGGAGAAUCUAGCGGAGGAGCCAUAUGACAAGAAAAGUGGUAUUAUCCGAGCCGUGACCAGUGAGAUUGUCAAUGUGUGCAAAGAAAUCGCCACUUUGAAUCCUCUAUUCCGCGACCAGAUCUCGGCUUUCUACACCGAUCAGUUCCCUGGAAACCUCAGUGAUGAGCCUGCUAAGCUCGCAGACUUUGCCGCUGCGGUUUCAGCUGGCGAGCUCCAUGAGAUGCAGGAUGUGCUAGAGACUAUGAACAUCGAAGAGCGUUUGCCUAAGGCUCUCGUCGUCUUGAAGAAGGAACUGAUGAACGCACAGCUUCAGUCCAAGAUUACCAAGGACGUUGAAGCCAAGAUCCAGAAGCGUCAGCGUGAAUACUGGCUCAUGGAGCAAAUGAAGGGUAUCAAGCGGGAGCUUGGAAUUGAGUCAGAUGGCAAGGAUAAGCUUGUGGAGAAGUUCAAGGAGAAAGCGGCGAAGCUCGCCAUGCCGGAGGCUGUCAAGAAGGUUUUCGAAGAAGAGCUCAAUAAGCUUGCGCAUCUCGAGCCAGCUGCCUCUGAAUUCAAUGUCACUCGCAACUACUUGGAUUGGUUGACCCAGAUCCCCUGGGGUCAGAAGAGCGUGGAGAACUUCGGAAUCAAGAAUGCUGUUACAGUUCUUGAUGAAGACCACUACGGUUUGAAGGACGUGAAGGACCGGAUUCUGGAGUUCAUUGCUGUCGGUAAGCUUCGGGGCACCGUGGAAGGAAAGAUUCUCUGCCUUGUUGGCCCUCCCGGUGUGGGAAAGACUAGUAUCGGUAAAUCGGUGGCUCGUGCUUUGAACCGACAAUACUACCGUUUCUCCGUGGGUGGGUUGACUGACGUUGCGGAGAUAAAGGGUCACCGACGAACCUAUGUUGGUGCUCUCCCCGGACGUAUCAUCCAGGCUCUGAAGAAGUGCCAGACCGAGAACCCUCUCAUCCUCAUUGAUGAAGUGGACAAGAUCGGACGUGGGCACCAAGGCGACCCAUCAUCUGCCUUGCUUGAAUUGCUCGAUCCCGAACAAAACUCCUCAUUUUUGGAUCACUACAUGGAUGUCCCUGUCGAUCUAUCUAAGGUUCUUUUCGUUUGCACGGCUAAUGUCACCGAUACUAUUCCUCGACCAUUACUCGACCGCAUGGAAUUGAUUGAGCUCUCUGGCUAUGUUGCUGACGAGAAAAUGGCCAUUGCUGAGCGAUACCUGGCCCCUGCUGCUCGAGAACUCACUGGCCUGAAGGAUGUCGAUGUGACUCUGCAGCAGGAGGCGAUCGAGGAGCUCAUCAAGUCCUACUGCCGCGAGAGUGGUGUUCGAAACCUUAAGAAGCAAAUUGAAAAGGUCUACCGAAAGGCCGCUUUCAAGAUCGUGCAGGAUAUUGGCGAGGAUGUCUUGUCGGAAGAGGCUGCUUUGACUGAUGAGGGCAAGGCUGCCGCUGAGGAAUCUAAGGAGCAUGAGCCAUCCGACCCGGCCGGCACCCCCAUCGAACCAGAGACGGCAACUACCGAGACUCCUCGACGUGCACUCAAGGUCCCGGAAAGUGUCCAGCUAAGCAUCGGCAAGGAUACCUUGAAGGACUAUGUCGGUCCUCCAGUGUUCACUGCCGACCGUUUGUAUGAAACCCUCCCACCCGGUGUGACCAUGGGUCUGGCAUGGACCAGCAUGGGUGGUGCCGCGCUAUAUGUUGAGUGCAUUCUGGAGAAUGCAUUGAGUCACAAUUCUCGACCUGGUCUGGAGAUCACCGGCAACCUGCAAAAUGUCAUGAAAGAGUCGUCGCACAUCGCCUACUCGUUUGCCAAGUCAGUUAUGGCGCGCCAAUUCCCUGAGAAUCGAUUCUUUGAGAAGGCGAAGGUCCACCUGCACUGCCCCGAGGGUGCUGUUCCGAAGGACGGUCCCUCUGCCGGAAUUACCAUGACAAGCUCGCUUUUGUCGCUGGCGCUUAAUCACCCGCUUGACCCAACCGUUGCCAUGACUGGAGAGCUGACUGUGACCGGCAAAGUGCUUCGCAUUGGAGGCUUGCGCGAGAAGACCGUGGCUGCGCGCCGGGCGGGAGCGACCAAGAUUAUCUUCCCAGCAGACAACACAUCUGACUGGCUUGAGCUGCCUGAGAACAUCAAGAAGGGUAUUGAAGGCCAUCCGGUCAGCUGGUAUUCUGAAGUGUUCGACCUUCUCUUCCCAACCUUGGACCGAGAGGCCGCUAGCACCAUCUGGCAGCAGGCGCUCCGCAAGCCCGAGGGCAAGGACGAGGAGAGCCGCGACGAGUAG
This is a messenger RNA of Penicillium chermesinum, 3327 nucleotides long. RefSeq names its product endopeptidase La. Gene Ontology annotation, molecular function: serine-type endopeptidase activity; ATP hydrolysis activity; single-stranded DNA binding. The coding region runs from base 1 to 3327 and encodes 1108 amino acids. The transcript is spliced from 3 exons. NCBI's taxonomy places the organism in Eukaryota, Fungi, Ascomycota, Eurotiomycetes, Eurotiales, Aspergillaceae. The record is from RefSeq and is a predicted model, not a curated record. Gene Ontology annotation, biological process: protein catabolic process; protein quality control for misfolded or incompletely synthesized proteins; chaperone-mediated protein complex assembly. Gene Ontology annotation, cellular component: mitochondrial matrix.